Molecule: messenger RNA, 2110 nt
Organism: Entelurus aequoreus (snake pipefish)
Lineage: Eukaryota; Metazoa; Chordata; Actinopteri; Syngnathiformes; Syngnathidae
Gene: zdhhc1
Product: zinc finger DHHC-type containing 1
Biological process (GO): protein targeting to membrane; peptidyl-L-cysteine S-palmitoylation
Cellular component (GO): Golgi apparatus; endoplasmic reticulum
Molecular function (GO): protein-cysteine S-palmitoyltransferase activity
Source: RefSeq, a predicted model, not a curated record
ACACUAGCCUUGUUGUUGUCGUAGUGAGUAGUAGCUGCUAUGCUGACAGCUGACUGAUUAAUGUAUCAUUAUUUUAUAUUUAUAAUAUUUGUAGGGACGUCGAAGGUUAAAAUGUUGCAACCGAGUGUUGAACUUCUAUGAGCGGCCGGCGGUUCUUACCUAAGUCCGCUUGGCGGCGUCAGUUAGCCUGCUAGCAUCGCGUUAGCAACACCAGGCUAAUGCUAGCAGGAUGCGAUGGCCGUCUAUGAGCAACAUUCGCGGGCUCGGCAGGUCGUGGUUGCCGGUUAGCUGCAAGCUGCUUCCGCCAAUGGGAUGGAUGUGAGCUAACGACUGCACCCGGACGUUUUGUACCGGCUGCUGCUUCUCUAGACCGGAAGUUGUGUAUCGGUUCAGCCAUAGAGACACCGCACGCCGCUGGCCGCACCCGCCAGGGCCCGCCAGGACCCAGUCAACCCGGCAUGAGAUGUUGUGGACGACCGAUGGACGGCUGAUAGACAAGCGGAGUCCCGUUGGCACAUGUUAAAAGAAUGGAGGCAUGCAGCAGCAACCCCAACCGCACCGCGCCAGUGGGCGAUGACAGUCCCCAGCAAGCCGACGUGCGGCUGUGCUCUCGAACCAACGGCUGGAGCUGGCCGCCUCACCCCUUCCAGCUGCUGGCGUGGCUGCUCUACGCCUUCUUCGCCAUCAUGGGCCUCGGCGUCUUUGUGCCCUUACUACCUGCACACUGGAUCCCUGCCGGCUACAUUUGCACCAGCAUCAUGUUCACUUGCCACCUGUGUGUGCACGUUAUGGCCGUGUCCGUCGACCCGGCCGACCGCAACAUUAGAACCAAGAGCCACAAAGGUCCGGUUCCCGCCUUCGACCGCUCCAAACACGCCCACGUCAUUGAGAACUGCCACUGCUACCUGUGCCAGGUGGACGUAGGGCCAAAGUCAAAGCACUGCAGUGCGUGUAACAAGUGUGUGGCCAACUUCGACCAUCACUGUCGAUGGCUCAACAACUGUGUAGGAAGCAGGAACUACAAGUUGUUUCUACACAGCGUGGUCUCGGCUCUGCUGGGUGUGUGUCUGGUUCUGGUGGUCUCCUCUUACAUCUUCAUUGAGUUUUUUUUGGACCCCACCAAACUGCGCACGGACAAGCACUUCUGGGUGCGAAACGAGACGGCCGUGUGGUUCGUCUUCUUGCCGGUGGCGCCCGUGCGAGUGGUGGCCACGGUGAUCCCCGCCCUGGCGGCCGUCACCAUCGCGCUGGCUCUGCUGUCGUCUGUGCUGCUCUGCCACCUGCUCUGCUUCCACAUCUACCUCAUGUGGAACAGGCUGAGCACAUACGAGUACAUUGUACGUCAGCGCCACCGCCAGGACCACAGACACACGCCAACGCCAGCAGACGUCAAACAGACGACCGCUCAUUCAGUCGACUUAAAGGAUUCAGACCACUCGAGGACACUUGGCCUCACUGACGCUCGUGUAGGCGGGGAGGAAGUAACCGCCGUGUCUUUACGAGGGGACGAGUUUGUGGUAAUUAGUGGAGUGAGAGGUGUGUCCAGUCCUGUUUUGGAGCUAGAGACUCCGCCCAACCGCCCCCAAACUACAGCAGAGCACAAGCAAAGACACACACAGAAGAAGAGAAGGAAGAAAGUCCAUAAAGUUCCUGCCGACCUGACCAGAGACAAUCCCUGUCCAGCUUUGGCUCCGCCCCCUGGUUCAGCUCCGCCCCCUGCCGAGUCCAGCAGCGUGUCCGCCAAGUCCUUCGGCCAGCGACUUCCUUUCCCAGCAUUCCCCCUGCGGGCCUCCCUGGCCCCCCUGGCCCCGCCCUCGGCGCCCGUCCUGGCGGCCGCUGCGCCCGCCGAGUACCACUCGGACUCGGCCGAGUCGUUGGAGGAGAUCCCCGUGGCGUUGGCCAAACUGGGCUCCUCGUCCUCGGCUGGAGGCGUCCGGGACAGGGGCGCGCUCCCGCCCCCCUCCCCCUUGCCCAGGACUAGCAGGAAGCUCGCCACAUCCCGCUGCAAUAAGGGCGCCGCCGCGGAGCUGAGCUUCAAGAUGGCGUCUGCUCAGCCCCCCUCGGUGUUCGUGAGCCGGGCCAGCGGCGUGAGCAGGACGUGACGACAUGG